AUGCGACCAGUGUUCAUACACUGGAAUUUUUUGAACCAAAAGCAUGAUGCCAGCUCUUUCAAUACAUGUCAUCCCAAACUUCCGUUUCCCAUACUUGAUUUUCCAUUUCAUUGCUUGCUAGGGGAAAAAACGAGAGUUAUGGUGGGUAUUGAUGAGAGCGAUGAGAGUUUCUAUGCUCUUGAAUGGGCCGUCAAUAACCUUUUCAAUGGCCUGAUCGGUGCGUCACCAGGUGUAGCUGGUGGGGAACCAAGCUUGCUCACCUUGGUUCAUGUACAGCAACCUCCCAAGCACUAUGGCGUCGCCCCUUCUGCCUUCCCUGCUGGACCAGGAGUUGCAGCUUAUCCAUCAACUACACUGGUGAGGAAAUCCCAAGAACAAAUUUCAGCUGGUAUUCUCUCCCGUGCUUUAGAGAUAUGCAACAAGAAGAUCAAAACAAAAACUGUGACUCUUGAGGGAGAUCCAAAGGAUAUGAUAUGUGAAAUUAGUGAACAAAUGAAUGUCGACCUCCUUAUUGUUGGCUGCCGUGGCCUUGGAAAGAUUAAAAGAGUCUUCUUAGGAAGUGUAAGUGACUAUUGUGCACACCAUGCAAAAUGUCCAACUCUAAUUGUGAAGCCACCAAGGGAUCAGGCCAGCAAGUAAAAGCAAAG
This is a messenger RNA of Durio zibethinus, 647 nucleotides long. NCBI's taxonomy places the organism in Eukaryota, Viridiplantae, Streptophyta, Magnoliopsida, Malvales, Malvaceae. The record is from RefSeq and is a predicted model, not a curated record.